AUGAGCAAACCCGCCAGCGAGCAUAGCGAGUUCGCACACUCGCCAACCCAAGAUGACCUGGAAGAAGAUGAAGAGUUCACUUUCAGUCUGUUCGUCAUGGGCAAUAUCUUUGCCCUCUGCUUUUUGGUUUUAGCUGGUGCCUGGUCCAGCACUGUUCCAUCAUCCGCCAUUCCAUUCAUUGCCCAGCGAUUCCCCAAUGAGGCUGGACAGGCUGCCUGGAUCGCCGCCGCUCCCUCGGUGAUGGGGGCAAUUCUGCAAGCGAUCAUCGGCGACCUCUCUGAUAUUUUCGGGCGUCGAGCCUUUCUGCAAGCGGGCUGUGUCGUAGGGACUGUUGGGAUGAUUAUCGGAGGGCGAGCGACUAGCAUCAAGAUGCUCAUCGGCGGCCAAGUUCUGAACGGUCUAGGAAAUGCCUCCAUGUUCCUCGCCUCGGCCUUGGCCCAGGAAAUUGUUCCGAAGCGACAACGGCCCCUCCUCCUUGCGGCAAUCACUACUGUCACCAGCGUAUCAUAUAUCUGUGGCCCCAUCCUGGAAGGUGUGUGUAUCAAACAAAAAGUGGGCGGAAUACUGGAGGGGUGGCGUAUUGGCUUCUACAUCGGUGCUGCCUUGUGGGCGAUUACCCUCGCUUUUAUCACCACGUUGUAUCAUCCUAUGCCUAGGCCCAAUCCCGAGGGUCUAUCGAUCAUGCAACUUCUGAGGAAGGUAGACUGGUUGGGUAUAGCGUUUUGCUCGACAGGUGUCACGCUAUUCCUGGUUGGUCUGAACUACGGGGGAAACCCAUAUUCCUGGGAUUCAGCGGUGGUUCUAGGGACUUUGAUCCCGGGGCUUGUGGUCUCUCUCUGCUUUGUUCUUUGGGAAUGGAAAGGAACAAAAACCGGUCUCAUGCAUCACGAUCUUUUUGUUGACCGAAACUAUGUUCUCACCGUGUAUGUCCGGGUGGUUGGUGGAAUCGCGCUUCUCGGCGGACAGGCCUAUCUCCCCCAAGUAGCAGCGUCCGUAUUUGAGACCGACGGUCUCACAACAGCCGUCUGGCAACUCCCAAUGACAGUCAGCUCGAUGAUCGGCAGUGUCAUUGCGGCCUUCUUUUGA
This is a messenger RNA of Penicillium concentricum, 1086 nucleotides long. RefSeq lists its product as uncharacterized. The record is from RefSeq and is a predicted model, not a curated record. Lineage: Eukaryota; Fungi; Ascomycota; Eurotiomycetes; Eurotiales; Aspergillaceae. Gene Ontology annotation, molecular function: transmembrane transporter activity. Bases 1 to 1086 code for a protein of 361 amino acids. Gene Ontology annotation, cellular component: membrane. Gene Ontology annotation, biological process: transmembrane transport. The transcript has a single exon.